This is a messenger RNA of Populus euphratica (Euphrates poplar), 2641 nucleotides long. RefSeq lists its product as uncharacterized. The record is from RefSeq and is a predicted model, not a curated record. The transcript has 3 exons. Bases 629 to 2035 code for a protein of 468 amino acids. Lineage: Eukaryota; Viridiplantae; Streptophyta; Magnoliopsida; Malpighiales; Salicaceae.
UAUUUUCAGCUCUUUUCACAGCGAGCCUCGAGGACCCUCUCCUUGGAUCACCGAACAGACCCCUAAAUUUCCUAUAAAUCGUGCCCUAACCCUGCCAAUCCUCGAUCCCAUAUCUUCAUUCAAUUCAACUUCCAAAGUCUCCAAUUUUCUUUCAUUUUGAUUCAAUUCGAUCUUGUAUUCUUUCAGUUCGCUCUUUUCUCUAUCGAGCGAACCUACUUUUACCCCUUGCCGUGCUCUCGAUUCAUUUCUAGGGUUAGGGUUUUGAGAUUCUCCUUGAUUCUUUGAUUCCGAAGUGGGUUUUGUUCGAUCUUCAAGUCUAAUCUUGUAUAUUUGAAUUUCAUUGCUUAAAUUUAUCUGGGUCAGUUUAACAUCUAAAAAAUUUCUGAAAUUUUGAAAAUUCACGGUUCUUAUUAAUUCUUCAACUUUAUCCAUUUUCUGUUUGAUUCAAUUGUUUUCCCUUCUGCCCCUUGUUUGUUACUUUUUUAUUUUGUAAAGUUGUGCUAAUACGAUAAUACAAACUAGGGAUCUAUAAUUUUUUUUAUUUGUGAAUUAGGGUUUUUGGUAAAUUCGAUAAUUUCAAUUUCAUCAAUCCUGUUCAACGACCAAUUUUAGAAAAGAUAAAAUUAAAAUGAUUCACAAACGUGCUUUUUCUGAUGAUAAUUUAUAUGAGUUUGCUUGUAAGCACCCCAGACAAAUGGAGCGCAUUGAUCAGAUUGCUCCUAUUUUCCCAUUAGACAGCGGGCACCAGAAACAUCUUGUUUCAGGUGAUGACAGUUUUAGAAAGUGUCAAGAAGUAGGGAGGUCUGGAAGUGACUUGUUCAGUGAAUGUUCAAAAGGGACUAGCAAGGGAUUUGAAACUGGUGAUAAUGGUUGUUUCCCCCACUUUUUGUGGAUUGGCAAUGGGAUUCUUGAAGCUGAUAAUUUAUCAUUCUUCCCAGAAUAUUUUGAUCAUGGGCACCAGCGCAGGGCUUUACUUGAGCCUGAAGAGGCCUGCUCAUCUCUUGAUUACCCUUUUCAGAAGCAGGUUUCUGUUGGACCAGAGCAUCAAGCUUAUGUCCCGGAGUGGGACUCCCAGUGUUCAAGCACCUCCCUGAACCAGCUAGAUGACUCUAACCUUCAAGUUGCAUGUGCACAUUCAUCUAGCCCAGGUGUCAUAAUUGAUGGUGGUCGCGAUGAGAACCUGAUGGGUACUUGUAUCCUUCCCAUGCCUGACUUGGAAGCAUCUGCAAAUUACUGCUAUGAAGCCACCAAUCAUGACUGUGCAUGCCCUGAUGCAGGUUCUAUCAGAUGCAUAAAACAACAUGUCUCAGAAGCUAGGCUGAAACUUAGAGAGAACCUUGGGGAGGAGAUAUUCGAGGGGUUGGGGUUCUGUGAUAUGGGAGAGGUGGUUGCAAAUAAAUGGACUGAUGAGGAAGAGCAAGCCUUCCAUGAGGUGGUCUUAUCUAACCCUGUUUCUUUGGGAAAAAAUUUUUGGGACCAUCUGUCAGCAACAUUCCCUUCCCGAAAAAAGGAGGAGCUUGUCAGUUAUUAUUUCAAUGUAUUCAUGCUCCAGAAACGUGCUGAGCAGAACAGGUUUGACCCUCUAAAUAUUGACAGCGAUGAUGACGAGUGGCAAAAAAUUGAGGGUGAAACAGUAGAGGAAGAUGAGGAUUCUGCAGUGGAAUCUCUGACUGGUCAGGAUUCCUCUGCUUACUGUCAAGAGGAUCGUGCUGAGAAGUUCAAUGAAUAUGUUGAGGAUGAGGAUGAAGCUGUUGCUUCUAGAGAUGGUGUUGAUAAUGUUGUUCAUGGAAUUGCAACUGAUGCGGAGUAUGAGGGAGAUGUAGAUGAUUUUUCAGGAGCACAUGUUGGGAUUUACCAUGGUGAUUGUGUUGGUGACCUCGGACCUAAACAUUUCAAUGUAAUUGCUGGGACCAACACAGAUGAUUGUGAUGUUCAAGAUGAUUCGUGCACAUCAUAUGAGCAUCAACGAGACAACAUUGAUUGCUAUGGUCCACUUGAUAUGGGAACUGAUGGGAGACACUCCAGUCAAGAGUAAUAUUUUCACAGUAAAUAUUAUUGAUGGUUUGGUUCCCCUGCUGUUCGGCUAGACUGGAUAUUAUCAAGGGAUUGAUGUUAUUAGUCAUUGAAACUUGAAGAAGCUGAUACCUUUAUUCAAUGUUGAUUGUUGGGAAGAGUGGUUGUCCCAUGCAUCCCUCCAAAUUAAAGUUGGUUCUAGUAGGCAUCAAUAUUCAAGAGUCUGGUAGGUCAUCAGUUUCCAGGACUGGCCUUUCAAGGUUCAUGUGGCUCAAUUAAGAAGCAUUUCAGAUAGACAAUUACUAGUAAUACUACUGCAAAAUCCAAUUUUGCUUGCAAAAUUUUGAAUAUGUUGGUGGAAGGGCAUUUUGCAAGAUGCAAGUACUUUUAUAGGGCGUGGUUGAUGAUCUUGAGUGAGCCAAUGGAAUAAUCGUGGUAAUAUGCAGAGCUAUGGGUGCGCGAUUUGUUCAGCUGUUUAGCGUGACUUGAAUCAUGUUUCUCUUUAUCUCUGCGUGAUCAAUCUCAUGGUAAUUAUCUUGCAGUUUAAUCAACCCUCUGUAAGGCCACUUGGACCAACAUCUAAAUUGAAUGGUGUCGUCAAGGCAUUUUAUUUUAUCUUCUUUGGUUC